CUGACUUCAGAUUAUCGAUCGCGAAACGUGCAUGCGUAAGUGCUGUGAAUGCUGCUUAUUCAUUGCAUCAUUGUUGUUUCAAUCGUGGCGAAAUUCCAUCAUAACUCGCGAGCUUCAACAGUGUGCUACAGCAAUUCGUGAUUAGUUUCGGAUUGAAAAUCGGGGAAAACAACCGUUCCGCUGAUUUGUGGGCCCUGCUUUGAGAAGAAGAAAAUUUGCAACCAGUUCACCUUUGCACUUGGUGGCGUAAUCCGAAAAUUGACUUGGGAUUUUUUCGUCUGCUUCUUCAUAACGAGUCACUGUCCUGGUCGGUGCCAACGCAGUGUGGUAGUGUUCCAGAAGCAGCUGACGGAACAGGAAAGAGUGUAAAGGGAAGCGUCAGGAAGCAGCCAGCGCAUCAUGCAAAGUGUUCCAUUUCGCAACGUUCAGGCCAUUGAUUUGAGUGAUUCAUCGAAAGUUUCGAUUGUUGUGGACCAGCAAUUGUCGGAGUUCUAUUAUAAAACUGCUUCCAUAGAGAACUGUACCCUCAGUGCUGGGAGAAACUGUCCGGAGCAACAAGAUCAGGGGAGAAGAUCCUGAUUCUGUUCUGGCCCUUGUUACUGAGGCAGGCUUGAGUGUUCUUGUAUAGUCGAAAGGACAAAAACAAAACUUAGACGUACUGUGAAAAAAGCUAGUGGAGAAGGGUUUACCUUAAACAGAAACCUAAAGAAAAGAGAAUCUGGUGCAGCAUACCUGUACCUGUCCCACAAGGUCGUUUCCAUUCGAAAUCUGCUACCUAAAGUAUAAGCUAGUAGAGGCAGCGCAAGAGAAACAAGUGCACACAGAUUUCGGUAGUGUUUUUCCUUUAUUGUCUGCCUUGUGUUUCGAUUAAUUCAUUCGGUGCUCACGUGAAGUGUGUUGUUGCUUUGCUUCUACCUAUCAGGCAGUUAAACCAACGAAUAGCCAGUCAGCGCCGUUAAUUGCAGAGAAGAGCAUUCAGUUUACAGUUGCAGCUGCACUAGGAGGACACAUCACAAAACCUCCUCCAAUCAACAACAGCAGCAGCAAGUUGUCGAUCAGCUGUUAUCGCAGACAAGGAGCAGCCAAAAUGCCACGAAACCGGAAUAAGAAGCAAGCCAACGGCGGAAAUUCUCAUCAACAUGACUCGGACGAUGAGCUAUCGAACGACAACGCCAGUGUGUACUCGUACCAGUCGGAACAAAACGGGGAAAGCGGAAGUGGCGGCAACAAAAACAACAACAACAACAACGAUGGCGACGGAAGCGGAGAGGAAUCGGGCGGAUUCGAGAAGUACGAGGAAAAGCUGCUGCAGGCCAUCGAGAAUGCUUCGGACAAGUCGCUACAGACCCGUAUCAACGCCUUCCAGGCCAUCAACGAGGUGCUGGUUCAUCACUACAUACCGGACUUUAUCGAGGACAGGAAAAUGACACUGAUGGACGCGAUCGAGAAAUCCAUCAAGAAGGGCAAAGGAUCGGAACAAGCCUGGGCCGCUAGGAUUAUUCCGCUGCUGGUCAUUCAGCUUGAGGGUGCAGAGGAUAUAAACGAGCUGAUCAAAGUGCUGAAACCGGUACUGGUGGCCACCGCACAGGACACAGCCGCUAGCUGCGAUGCUCGGGCCAAAUGCUGCAUGGCUUUGGGUAUGUUGAAUUUCCUCGGAUCUGACGAUGUAGGUGAUCUACUGCCACUGAUGAAAAGCUUUGAGGGUAUCUUCUCCGGAAGCUAUUUGAAGGGGGACAGCAGCCCCAGCAGUGCCAAUGCCGAUGCUGCUGCCCUCCACAGUGCGGCCCUGAGCGCCUGGGCUUUACUUUUGACACUGAUUCCAUCGGGUGAUCUGGUAUCGCUCAUCAACAGCAACAACGUCAUGGUUCCCUCAAUCAAAAAACUUCAAGGAAUGCUCCAGAGUCCCCAUUUGGAUGUCCGUAUGGCUGCCGGCGAAACCAUCGCCCUUAUCCUGGAAAGUGGUCGCUCUCAUGAUGAAGAUUUUCUCGAAGAUGAACUGCCAGAACUGAUCGAAGCUACGCAGAAGUUGGCCACCGACGCUCACAAGUAUCGUGCCAAACGUGACCGCAAAGUGCAACGGGCCACCUUCCGCGAUGUGCUGCGCUAUCUGGAAGAAGACUCUCCUCCAGAAAUCCAGAUCAAAUUCGGCAAGGAAUCGCUGCUGCUGGACACCUGGUCGCUCCACCACCAGUACAUUUGUUUACGCAACGCGCUUGGAUUUGGCAUGAAUGUUCACCUAACGGAGAACGCGUUCCUACGCGACGUUCUGCAGCUAGGAGUCAAAAUGGACGAGCUGGAGCGAGGUGCCAAGAUGGCCAAGGCCGAGAAGAAAUUCAUCAAUGCUGCCGCCUUCAAGGCCCGAACCAUUACCAGAGGCAAAAACCGCGAUAAGCGGUCGGCUGUUAUUAACUAAAAUUUUUUUCCUCUACUAAUAUUUUGGCAGCAAAAUUUUCGAGUGCGUUUUGAGACAGCGAAGGAAUGAAACGUUGUAUGAGUGAGGCGCGUUCUAUUUAGCGAUUAAUUUUGGACCGUUAUCUAGGAUUUUUGACUGCAGGUGCAGUGUACAGAUUUGUUACGCAAUUCCUCGUUUAUUUUUUUACCUUUCAAGACUCUAUGUCGACCAGCAUGAUAUUUCGAAAUUCAAACAAUAAAAUAUUUUUCAAUCAAUUUCUUCUCAUACUUUAAAUCCGUACCCUAAGUUGCAAUGGGUUAACGGCUGUGGUGUGUAUGUUUGUGAAAAUGAUAGAUCAAACCAUCAUUUUCCUGACAGUGUCGUUACACACAAUCUUAUUAAACAUGGUGUCAUAAUAUGGCCUAAAUUAGAAGAGGAGCUGGACAUCUUUAUUUAGUUUAAAUUCAGCAGUAGGUUCAAAGAUGUCUAUUUUUUUCAUGAUCCAUGUUGAUAAGAUGAAUGGGAGUUGAAACACUUGCCCUCCCUUCCGCAGAACAAUCGCAACAUUUUGUAGUGAAAGUAUCACAAUUUACCAUAAUAAAAGUUGAUACUUUCAAUAGGGCAUAAUUCGUUUGGUUAGGUAGUUAGUUGGUUUAGUCUUAUAGAAUUAAAAAUAGAGAAAACGUGUGCUUGUAAUGGAUGUUAGGUGAAGGUUAUGGUAUUCGCCUCCCCAAUGCUCUAGUAAGUGUGUAUUUGCGGUUUAUGAAUUUCGUUGGCUUAUUCUUAAAUCAAGCAUUUUACAAGAACUAGAGGCUCAUUGGAUGGAAAUGCUGUUGUUGAAGAAUGUUAUAUUUCAUUUGGUUAGACGUUUUUUGCUUUUUAUUUAAUUAUUCACUUUUAGCAGAUCUUUACGUUUUUCGGUUAGGUUUGAAAUUCAUCUAUGGAAGUAGAUAAUAGAAUGUACGGUUUUGAAGAAUAACAAUGAGUAUAGGUAGUCCAAACCACUGAUCUCGGGCAUUUUAAAUAGGCACACGAUAUAUAUUAAAAUAGAACCCCUAUGUAGACUUAGCAUAGUUUGUCAGAGAGGCUGACCAGAAUAAGUGAUUAUGUUUUAGAAGAACAGCAUUGUGCAUUUCCAGUACUUUUGAUAAGUAGACGAUAUCGAUCAAGAUAUUAAAGCUAGAUUAUUACUGGUUUGAGCUAGGCUUCAUAUUAUAUAUUGAAAGAUAAAAUGAACUAAUAUCCUAUUUUUCUUUUCUUUUUUUCUCUUUUUUUUUCUUUUUUUUUUAUUUCUUUGCAUGUGACCUUCCGAUGAUGACGAACGAGCCCUUCAAGCCAUAUCCUCUCAACAUUGGACCCCUAAGAUGGCUUCGAAUCCCAAGGAUUUAAUGAACACCUAUAACAGUGUUUUAUAACAUGGUGAGAGCGUUCUAAUUUAUUUUAUUGUUUUAAAUUAUAUAUAAAUACUGUAGUUAGUUUCGUUGGGAUUAAUUAAGCGACCUGUCUCAAACCGCCAACGUAUUUCCUCCAACUGGUAUCAUGAGGGGUUUGUUCACUAUCUUGUUCUGCUUUAAGUUCAUAUUCAUCCGAAGUGGACUUAAGGAAGUGCAAGAUGGUAUAGCCAACGUCUCAAGAUCGCUUACUAUUCUAAGCUGCCUACUCUAAACUUUUAUUUCCCUGACCCCUCUACCCACAUUUCCUUUUCCGCGUCAGCUUCUCACAGCUGUUUAAACGCCACAAAAAAAAAAAAAAAAAAAAAAAAAAAAUUUCUUCUCAUACUUUAAAUGCUGUGAAUGAAAAUAAGUUUAAAUCGUUGCUGAUAAAUCUUCAAAAUGGCAAAAAAAACUGAAUCGAUUGAUAAACAUUAGGAUAAGUAAUUGAGCGACAAUUAGAAAAACUAACAACAUUUAAGUCGUUGAUAAAAGCUAUGAAAUAGAAUAUUAAAAAAUCUUGCUGUUAGAUAAAAAAAUAAUCCAAUUACUCAAACAUCUUUAAUCAAUCCAAAAUUCUAUGCUAUAAGAUUCUGUUUUAUUACUGAUUUCAGUUUCACUAAAGCUGGAAACGAACUGAUACCAGUGAUAAAAACCGACUUCUUAUUCCACGGGCACUUAGAAUCCGAGUUAAUGUUUGAAAUUGUAAAAAAAAAACAAAAAAAAAUUGAAAAAACGUCGAAUUUAUGCAGUUUCCACCUUGAAGAAAACAAACCUAUUUUCAGCAACUCUCAAAUAAAAUAGUGAAAAUUAAAAGAAAGUUAAAAAAAAAUAGCAUUAUUUUGAAAAGUAGAAGCGUAAAUAGAUUCACGAAUCGAUCACUGCAUACCUACUUAACAAUAGGAUGACCAUUAUUAUUGUUUCUUUUAAGAUGAAAUAAACCAAUCAAUUAAAUAAAUCAAUAAAAAUGUAUUCAGCGAAAAGGACAGCGAUCCUGAUAAAA
Uranotaenia lowii is the source of this 4825-nucleotide messenger RNA. RefSeq names its product interferon-related developmental regulator 2 (gene Ifrd1). NCBI's taxonomy places the organism in Eukaryota, Metazoa, Arthropoda, Insecta, Diptera, Culicidae. The record is from RefSeq and is a predicted model, not a curated record. The transcript has 2 exons. Bases 1088 to 2413 code for a protein of 441 amino acids.